AGCAGGUUGGAGGUGUAAAGAGAGAACGAACCAUCAGGAAGAAGACUUGGGGACUUGGUUCGAAGUCCACGCCCGCCCAUCCUCGCCGUCGCUGCCGCCGCCGGCGAGCCGCCGGAAUCCAGAUCCAGAGAGAGAGAGCCGCCGCAUCCGGUCGACAUGGAGAUCGCGGUGGGCGCCCUGUCCGGCAUGGUGGACGCUCUGCCGGCCAAGCUCGGCGACCUGCUGCAGCAGGAGUACACGCUGCUGUCCGGCGCCCGCGGGGACGUCGGCUUCCUCCAGUCCGAGCUCGGCACCAUGAACGCCGCCCUCCUCCGGUGCGAGUCCCUCGAGAGCUCCGACGUCCAGACCCGGGCCUGGGUCGCCCAGGUCCGCGACCUCGCCUACGACAUCGAGGACUGGAUCGACCUCUUCGCCCACCGCGUCGACGGCGGCGCCGCCGCCUCUCCGGGCGCUGCGGCCGCCACCUCCUCCUCCUCCUCCUCCGGCGGGUUCCUCUCCUGGGUGCGCUGCUGCGUCAACAAGGUCACGACGCUCCCCGCCCGCCACGUCAUCGCUACCGAGCUGCAGGAGCUCAAGAACCGGGUCAUCGAGCUGAGCGAGCAGCGGAAGCGCUACAGGUUCGAUCCGCCGGCGCGUCACGCCGGCGGCCGGAGCGGCGUGGCGGCCGUUGACCCCAGGCUGGUUGCGCUCUAUGCUGACACUAGUUCCCUCGUCGGCCUGGAUGCGCCGGUGAAGAAGGUGUCCGAGAUGGUGGUGGACGACGGCACGACUGGGCUCAAGGUGGUUUCCAUCUCCGGGAUGCCGGGCGCCGGGAAGACGACGCUUGCCACGGCGGUGCUCCGGCGACUCAAGGAGGAGAACAAGUUCCAUUGCAGCGCUUUCGUCUCCGUCGGUCAGAAGCCGGACAUUGUAGGUAAGACACUGAAGGGCAUCCUCUCCCAGAUCGGCAAUGGGUAUGCAGGAGGCGAAGAUAUUGGCCGAUUGAUCGGAAUGCUGAGAGAUGAAUUGAAGGAUAAGAGGUACCUCAUUGUCAUUGAUGAUUUAUGGGGUAGAACAGAAUGGUCAACACUCAAGUGUUGUUUCCGAGAUGAUAAUCUUGGCAGUAGGAUAAUGGUCACAACCAGAAAUGAUGAGUUGGCAAAGGAAUGUUCUUCCAAUUCGGAUGAAUCAGUUUACAAAACUGGUCUCCUUAGUGACGCGGACUCCAAAGAUUUAUUUUCCAACAAAGCUUUUGGGAAAGGGAAGGAUUGUCCUAACCAUUUGAAGGAUCUCUAUGAUAUAAUCGUGGAAAGAUGUGGGGGCUUGCCGCUUGCUAUAUCUAGCGUAGCUGGCGCACUAGCACAUCGUUUUUCAAAAGAUGAAUGGGAGAGGUAUGAAUCUAACUUGCUACCUAGUUCACAUUCCGAUGAGCUGAACUUGAAGCAAAUACUUAAUCUGAGUUACAACGAUCUACCUUCACAUCUCAAGUCAUGUAUGUUGUAUCUAAGCAUAUUCCCAAAUAAAUAUGAAAUUGAUGUGGAGCGCUUGGUGAGGCGAUGGAUUGCUGAAGGAUUCAUCGCUGAUGCACGCCAUGCAAGCAAAGAGGAGACAGCAAGAAGUUACCUUACUGAUCUCAUUAGCAGAAACCUGAUCCAGGCAUUGCAUCUGAGACAUAAUGGCACCCCAAGCUGCUACACACUUCACCCAGUAAUACAUGAUUUCAUUGUGGUCAAGUCCAUGGAAGAGAACUUUGUCACUGUUCUAGAUGCUAAGAAAGAAGCUCUCUCCACCAACAAUGGCACAGUCCGGCGACUCUCUCUUCAAAACAGUGUCAAACAGGAUCUUGCUGGUGCACGAAAUGAUAUGAUCAAGCAUGCUCGCUCAGUGACUGUCUUUGGUCAUGCCAAUGGGGUGCCUCGCCUGAAUGAUAUGAGCGUAUUACGUGUUCUGGAUCUGGAAGGCUGCAAUGGUCCAUUAUGCCUCGAUGGCCUCUGCAAAUUGAUUCUUUUGAGGUACCUGAACCUCAGGGGAACUGAUGUCAGCGAGCUCCCAGCACAAAUUGGGGAGCUUAGGUGCCUGGAGACACUUGAUGUGAGAUCUACGAAGGUGAAAGAGCUACCUGCCAGCAUUGUCAGCUUGGAAAAGCUAAUGCAUUUGCUUGCUGGAAAUGCUAAGUUGCCUGGCGAGAUCAGUAAGAUGAACGGCCUACUAACGUUGUCAUGCGCCAACGUCUGGAAGAACACAGGGAGUGUCUUGCCAGAACUUGCUGAUCUUGCAAACUUGAGGGAAUUGGAACUGUUUUGUGAUGCUUCUGAAAUCUCUGGUGAUAAUAAGACACGAGUCUCUUUUUCUAGCGACGGAUUCAAAAGGCUUAAGCAGCUGAGCAUCCAGGGCAGCUUGCCAUCAGUGGCCUUUGUUAACAGUUCCUUGCGAAAGGUUGAAGUUCUUGAGCUGAAGUACGAAAAAGGCAUUUCAGAUGGGUCAAAUGGUGUGUCUGGUAUAGAGCAUUUGCCUAGCCUGAAGCAUGUAUUGAUUGAGUUCUCGCAGAAGGAUGCUGGCGCCACUGCGACAAUCGCUUCUGUGAGGAACGCCGCUGAGAUGGUUCACCCUAAUCAUCCAGAUGUCUCUGUCAAAGUUGAUGGAAAGGCCAUCUGAUACGGUCUGGAGUUUGUUUCAGAGCAAGAGGGAUAUAGUACACACUUGCACGGUACUUUCUGCCGGAUUUCUUUGUUGUGUUGAAUUGAGUUUUGAGUUAAUGCCAUUCUUUGUCACUCUGCUUAUAUAUGUAUGACCAUGUCGUCGUUUUCUCAAAAGUACUUUGUUGCAGCAGCAACAGCAUCAACUGCUUGCCCUAUAGGGAUGUUUUGUUGAAGAAGUUAUAUACUGAUGUUUUUACAGUGAAAUAUCAAUUCAGAAUAACUAAAAGGGUAACCCGCUCAAAUGUAUGGGCAUGUAUGUUAGGCUACAUUUGGGAAACUUUAUAAGGAUUAGAUAUCAUCCGGAUUAUUCA
Messenger RNA from Oryza sativa Japonica Group (Japanese rice), 2989 nucleotides. Its product is annotated as disease resistance protein Pik-2-like. The record is from RefSeq and is a predicted model, not a curated record. Gene Ontology annotation, biological process: defense response to other organism. Gene Ontology annotation, molecular function: ADP binding. NCBI's taxonomy places the organism in Eukaryota, Viridiplantae, Streptophyta, Magnoliopsida, Poales, Poaceae.